CCCUGGGCUGCAUUUUUGAACCAGACCUUCUCUACAUUGUGAAGCAGGAUGGAUUCUUGAAUGCUUUAUUUCCCUCAACGUGAGGACGCCGUGCACAUCCCCUCUCCCUUUCUCCGCCCAAGUCGGUCGUUAAUGCGGAGAAGCCUCCCAAGGUUGUCUAGGCCCCAUGCUCCGAAUGCUCUUCAGCAUCUUGUUGCCUGAGCACAGCAAACCAUGAACCUGAUCCUCUCUCUCACAUCUUCCAUUCUGUGCCUGUUACCUAGCGCCUAACGCCCCCACCCCCCUUUACGGUUUCAUUGUUGUUCAUUAUCUUAUACAAAUUCUUUUUGGCAGCUUGGUCCGUUAGCAUGGCUAUCCGCAGCGCAACUGGUACCUUUCUAUUUCCUUGAUCCAACCAGAUCUGCUCCACGGUCCUUCUGGAUUCUGUGUCUAUAUUCAACUACUUGCUCUUUAUAUGAUUCUCAACUUUACAACAAAACAUCAUGCACCAACAUCCUCGAUCACCGGCUCCUCCGCCACCGGCAUCUGCAACCAGGUCGAGCCGCUCGGAGGACAAUCGAGAGCAGGACACUCGUCCAACUUCCCCAGCCUUCGAUCCUAGAACAUCAAGCAGAGGAUUGGGGAUAGAGACGGGCCCUGAGUCGCCAGAACAGAGCCAAGCUCGACGACCCUCAAAAGAAGCCAUAGCUAAACUCAACCAAAUCAUAUCAAACUACCAUACCAAAGCCGCUCUGAUAAUCCUUCAUUCCCGCGUUGAGCUCCCUCCAUCCUUCAACAAAGGCUCCGAUACUCCUAGGGUUAACCGCUGGUUCAACGUUGAGCUAGAAGAUACCGACGUGCUGCGAGAACAACUACGAACCUGGAGAACAUGUGACGCGAGUGAGAACCGGCCUCCGCCGCUGAUUAUCGAGACAUACCUAGACACUAAAGGGCUCACCAACAACCAAAGCCUCGUUGCCUUGGAUGAACAUGGGAAACGAUUUGAUGUUUUGGAGUCUCUGUCCUCGUCUCCAGAAAGGCGAUCUACCGCGCCCCUCUCGGCUGGGUCUGACGAUGUGAUUCUGGAGCGGUGGAAGGUGGAACUCGGAGGCAUGUCUGAUAAACUACCGACGGAUCUUGGUUCUAUUCUGCCUACGAUCUACAAAAAGAGCAUCGUCCUGUUCAGGUCCUUGUUCACAUAUUCUAAAUUCUUGCCUGCCUGGAAGUUUGCAAAACGCACCGGCAGACUUCGAGCACACCCGGCCUUGCGGAUCAAAUACCGUAUUUCGGCGGGGAAUCUCGAUGCAGGGAGCUCGAAGCCAGAUCGGUUGACGAUGCCACUGUUUGAAAGCAGCGGUAAAGUUGUGGAGACGUACACCUUUGGGGUGACGGAUUCACCUGCUGGUCCCUUCUCCGUCGAGGUCACAUAUCGAACGAGCUGCGAAUUCCGUGUAGAUGAUUCUGAAGCCCUUCUUAGUUCGCGUUUCAUGGGUGCCGAUGAUGAAGGCUUUCGUCCCUCACUUCCAAGUCGAGAUUCGCAUAUGAAAGUCGCCAAUCCGGAAGUAGGGUCAGUACCCCUUGAGAAACGGACUGUCGAAGAUCCAGACUUUGGGCGUGCCUAUGGCAGCCUCUCGACCUUCCAUAAUGUCGGGCCUACCACUAGCGCCAGUCCUAUAUCAGCCCUACGUGCUGCACAGCAGGCUGGCGCCACGUCUCCCUCACCACCCGCAUCAUCGUCUCGGAAGCCUCUUUCUAUGAACAAAGCAAGUCCUAUAGGCCGUGCGGCUGUUCUCGCCAGUGAAGGUAGCCCGGGCGUCGUUAGGCGGCCUUCCAUCUCUUUCCAGCCUUUCAAAGCUCCGCCAUUGUCUGCCUCUCCCUCACUUGUUGAUCCUCCGCUUGUGGCUUCUCCGCGGUCGACAGCGGCGCCUCGUAUACCUAUUUCUGAUGCCAAACCCGUGCCUCCCCCGUCUACAACAAGCUCUACCCGAAAGUCAUUGCCUGGCACCUCCGAGCAGACUGUUGCUCCUUCGAGCUCUGCAUCGCCGCGGCCUGCUUCUAUCGCAAGAUAUAGUAGCGCUUUCUCGCACCGUCGUGCAAGGCCUUCUUCCGGUAACAUCACCAGGCCUGAAGAUGAUACCUCAAGCGGGAGAGCUAGUGCCACCUCAUCAAGCGCUCAACCUGGCUCUGGUCUACUUGCGGAAGCAACCGGGACAAGUGCUGAUUCACUCCACGCUGACGAUGAGAAUAUUUCGGACUUUCUAAAGUCGCUGGAUAUGCACAAAGAUUUGCUGAGCAACUCGAAGUCGACUGCUCGUGACGAUCAAGGACGCCGAACAACGGCCCCAUCUGCUGCGUUGAGUCGCUUUCAACGCAUGAAGGACUCCAAUGCUGCUCUAUCGGAUUCCAUUACCUCCUCAUUGAUGCUUCAUCGCUCGUCCAUCUCAUCAAGCAGGCAGUUGUCUAGUGUUCCGCCAAUGGUGGCUGGCACUUCAAUUUCUACGGCUUCCUCACCGGGAAAGCCUAUUUCCCCCCACACCCCCCACACCCCGGCUAUUCCUUCGCGCUUGAGCUCGAACAGUAUUGUUGACUAUAAUGAUCCUGGGAACAACGAUCGACGAGAGUCACAUGUCGACCACAGCUCGCCCCUCGAUGAGAACGUCAGUGAAGGAACGGCCAUGGUUAACCCAUCGAACGUAAAUGCAAUCGAUAUUCCUACGUCACCCACGUCACUCUUUCCACCCACGUAUCGUCGGCCAAGCUCUGCUGCUCACCGUCGACGGACAAUUACGACAGAUGACGAGGAAAUUUUCCCCUUCAACCUUCGCAGCAUAAGUUUGGGAGCUGAGGACAGGUCCAACAGCAGCCUCAGUGCCAUGCAACGUCAGCAUGAUUACGAAAGCGAUAAGGCCAGUUCGAAUCAGACGCAUAGAGUGCAGCAGGCCCCGCCCGGCACUGAGGAUCCAUCCUUGGCACCUAGCACUGCAACACGCACGAUGGGUACCCAUCGAGGUGCAGCCGCGUCGGGGCCGUCAGCAGUCACGUCGGGUCAUCAUGUGUAUCAGCCGCGUUUUAGCCUUUCUCGUGGACGAGGCCUCUCCGGCCCUCAGUCUCUCAGCUCCGGGUCAGGUAGCCUUGCACGUGGCUCAACGAUUCCUUCAUAUCUCACCGAGCGCGAUCACGAUCGUGACGGCAACGCCAGUGGGAGCAACAGCGGUACCUCAAUGAUUGAGGGCCGACGACCCAGCACCGGCCGCAAUAAUCCUCCGCAAUCGCAAGUUGAGGAGGACGAACCGUUGCUGUUUGCGAUGAGUGAUUUCGGGGCCUCUCGCCGAAGCUUUGAGGAAGGCAGGCAAGGCAAUCAUAGCGCUGACCCCACUGGUAAUUCCGGCGGAUCGAGACGAGGCGGCGGCAGGCGAGCCGGCGGUCUUUCUGGCUUCCCUGUCUGGCCAUGAAAGGACUACAAUCAACCUCUCACACCCACACUUUAACUCUGAUUAUCUUCUCGGAUGCUUUCUGCAUCUUGGAUGUUUGAUUUUGACCGCUUUCUCCACCAUCUCACAUACCACCAAUUUCCUUCUAUUCACUCAC
Molecule: messenger RNA, 3567 nt
Organism: Aspergillus fijiensis CBS 313.89
Lineage: Eukaryota; Fungi; Ascomycota; Eurotiomycetes; Eurotiales; Aspergillaceae
Product: putative autophagy protein Atg13
Exons: 3
Coding region: 483-3431 (982 amino acids)
Biological process (GO): piecemeal microautophagy of the nucleus; protein localization to phagophore assembly site; mitophagy
Cellular component (GO): Atg1/ULK1 kinase complex; phagophore assembly site; cytosol
Source: RefSeq, a predicted model, not a curated record